AUGCUCCAUUUGCGUUCCAUCGCAUUCCGUAGUCCAAUCCGGCAUUUCUCAUCUACAAUCCCAGCCCUCAGGAUGAAAGUCGUACCUGUUCUCGUUAGCGCAGAUAACUAUGCGUACCUCCUCAUCGAUGAGCCUAGCAUGAAGGCAGCGGUGGUGGAUGUGUUAGAUGUGGAAAAGGUACAGGCUGUAGCUGAGAAGGAAGGCGUGAGCAUCGUCGCUGGGAUCACCACGCAUCACCAUCAAGAUCACAGCGGCGGAAACAAGGCAUGUUUGUUCCCGAUUGUUUCUACGUAUCCUAGUAUCCCCGUGUAUGGAGGAUUUGAUGUGCCAUCUAAAACUGACCUCGUUGAAGAUGGUGGCGAGUUUACUGUUGGUGAUAACAUACACGUUCAAUGCUUGGCAACUCCUUGCCAUACCAAGGAUUCCAUCUGCUACUACGUAACGGACACCAGCAAUAAGUCUCAGGCCGGCGGUGUGUUCACAGGGGACACCCUGUUCUUAGGCGGUUGCGGUCGUUUCUUCGAAGGCACGGCAGAGCAAAUGCACACAUCCCUUUCCAAACUGGCAACGCUCCCAGACGACACGACCGUAUACAACGGUCACGAAUAUACCGCUGGUAACGUUGCAUUCGCCAAGACGGUCGAACCCAACAACCCAGGUAUCGAUCGUCUUAUCAAGCUUGCACAGGAGAACAAGGUGACUACUGGUCUGUCGACCAUCGGUGAUGAGAAGGAGUGGAAUGUGUUUAUGCGUUUGGAUCAAUCUGCCAUAAAGUAUGCGGCCACUGGUGCAGAGGAACCCAGUGCUGUUAUGACCAAGUUGCGCGAGCUGAAGAACAACUUUAGGGGGUGA
Messenger RNA from Suillus clintonianus, 852 nucleotides. RefSeq names its product beta-lactamase-like protein. Bases 1 to 852 code for a protein of 283 amino acids. Gene Ontology annotation, molecular function: hydroxyacylglutathione hydrolase activity. The record is from RefSeq and is a predicted model, not a curated record. NCBI's taxonomy places the organism in Eukaryota, Fungi, Basidiomycota, Agaricomycetes, Boletales, Suillaceae. The transcript has 5 exons.